Fusarium venenatum is the source of this 663-nucleotide messenger RNA. Its product is annotated as CHAT domain-containing protein. Lineage: Eukaryota; Fungi; Ascomycota; Sordariomycetes; Hypocreales; Nectriaceae. The record is from RefSeq and is a predicted model, not a curated record.
AUGCCUACAACCGCGAGGGCGCUUCUUGUUGAAAACGAAAGAUCUCCUUAUCUUCCCUCGUCGCAACUGUUCACUUCCCACGAAAUAUCCGAAUUGAGCGCUAUUUGCCGGUCACGAGGUCUCGAAGUAUUCCAGGCAAAGUACGAAGAGGGCUUUUUACAAGCUUUGGCGAGCUACAUCUUGUUUCACUUUUCAGGCAGUUUCACUAAUAUUGACGGAGAUCCAUUGAGGAGCCGGUUCUCGCUCACGAAAGGCUUAAUCACGGUGAAGGAUAUUUUAGAGGUCAUCCCGCGGCCUCGUUCUCCUCCAUAUCUUGCUUAUCUUUCCAGUUGUGAUACAUCGAGAACGUUUAAAAUAGAAUUUGCCAAUGAAUGUCUUCAUGCAGCUGGUGCUCUCUACAUGGGAGGUUUCCGUCAUACUAUAGGAACAUUAGGUGCAGUCGAGGACGAGUUUUGCGACGAGAUCUCGGGUAGAUUCUAUAGAGCUUGGGCAGAUAGAGGAUUCUCGGAUGAUGCUGUGGCAUUAUGUCUUAACGACGUGGCCCGACAAUGUAGGAAUCUGGGGAUUGGUGGGAAAUUUACAGACGAUGGCAUUAAUCUCGGGGAUGACAAUGAUGAUAAGAAAGAAAUGGACUGGGCUUCAUUUAUUCAUUUUGGGCCAUGA